Molecule: messenger RNA, 483 nt
Organism: Daphnia magna
Lineage: Eukaryota; Metazoa; Arthropoda; Branchiopoda; Diplostraca; Daphniidae
Product: neuropeptide-like protein 31
Exons: 3
Coding region: 136-390 (84 amino acids)
Source: RefSeq, a predicted model, not a curated record
UUCUUUAUCUCUGCUUAUACCUUCGAGGAAUCGGUAUAAAAGCCGGAGCGUUCAAACCGGUUCGUCACAACUUCCCCACAACUGCUUCUAGGAAGAUUACGCUCGCACAAAAGAUCAUCUCAGUUCGUCAACACAAUGGCAGCUAAUUUGAAAAUUGCAUUGCUCGUGGUUGCUUUGAUGCUCGUCGCUAUGGCAAUGGCGACAAAAGUCAAAUUAUAUUAUGGCCAUGGUGGAUAUGGAGGAUAUGGAGGAUAUGGCGGAUAUGGCGGUUAUGGACGAUAUGGCGGUUAUGGAGGGCAUAGUGGAUAUAGCGGAUAUGGAGGAUAUGGACAUGGAUACGACAAUGGAUACGUUCACGGAAAUGGAGGAUACGGUGGACACGGCUACUGAACUGCCACACAGUCAAAGGACGUAUAAUAACAUUAUUGUAAACCCAUGUAUUAAGUUCACCUAUUUUCACAAAUAAAGACAAUUUUAAACAAA